This is a messenger RNA of Drepanopeziza brunnea f. sp. 'multigermtubi' MB_m1, 3102 nucleotides long. RefSeq lists its product as uncharacterized. Lineage: Eukaryota; Fungi; Ascomycota; Leotiomycetes; Helotiales; Drepanopezizaceae. The record is from RefSeq and is a predicted model, not a curated record. Gene Ontology annotation, biological process: mitotic DNA replication initiation; double-strand break repair via break-induced replication; DNA strand elongation involved in DNA replication. Gene Ontology annotation, cellular component: MCM complex; nucleus. Gene Ontology annotation, molecular function: single-stranded DNA binding; single-stranded DNA helicase activity; ATP binding.
AUGUCGUCGCCAUCGCGUCGCCUGCGAAACUCUCCAAGCACUACGCCGCGUCGUACAUCAGCGAGAAAUGCUUCGGCGUUGCCCAGCAGUCCCCCUGAUCCUUCUGCCGCUCAACUGCAAAUGGAGGCAGCUUCCUCGCAGGCAAAUGAAAAUGGCACUGCUUCCCGGAGAGCUGCUCCUCCUUCGUCCUCACCUAUGAACUAUCGUUCGUCCCCCGCCGAUAUUGCAAGAAUGAACAGAGAGCGCGAAGUAUCGUCGCCCCUGAGGCAGAUGACCAACACUCAGACGACCCAGGAAGACGGCGACCGCACGCCUAGAGCUACCACGAGUGGCCUGAUCGGAGAUUCCUCGCCAAUUCGAUAUGCGCCGAGUUCGAGCCCCAGCGCGGCAGGAUUCAACGCCCGUCAACAAUCCGAUCUCUCAGAGAUUCGCAGCGAUAGCAGUGGUCUCUUCGUCCGCAAUCGCUCGGCUGCUCCUGGAUCCUCUCUUAACAUCUCUCGUCGCGGAGACAUCGGUUCAGACAAUGUUAAUACCACUAGGGCCAGACGUCGUAUUUUCAUGAAUGAAAGUGGCAGAGUCGUUAGGGAUAUUCCUGCAGAGGGAUCCGAGGCGCCGACUUUCUCCAACGUGGACCCAACAACCUCUGAUGCACAGGAAAUGGGUGGCAACUCUACGAUGUCCAUCUGGGGAACUACUGUCUCGGUCAACGACACCGUUGCGGUGUUCAAGGAUUUCCUCCGGAAUUUUACGAAGAAGUACCGCAUGUGGGGUGAUGGGCUGUCGGAGGAAGAGACCAACGAAGACCCUGAUGCUAAUACCAAAGAAUACGUCCAGAUGAUGCAGAACAUGCUGACCCUUGGCGUAACCAGUCUCAAUCUUGACUUCCGCAAUCUCAAAGCCUACCCUCCUACCAAGAAGCUGUGGCAACAAGCCCAGUUCUACCCGCAAGAGAUCAUCACACUCAUGGAUCAAGCUACCAAGGACGUUAUGUUCGAGAUUGCGGAAGCAGAGAUGGCCAAGAACAGACAGUCGCAAGGUAAUCAAGCACAAGCUUCCCAGCGAAGCAGAAUCAUCAGCUCCGAACCCCCAGUUCCGAGCUCUGAUCGUGAUGAGCCAGAACCUCAGACACCAAGAGCGGACCAAGAAUCGAACGAGAUUGAUCUGUGCCAGGAGGUAUUCGAGCGGACAUACAAAAUCCGACCAUUUGGCCUUGAUGGGACUACUAACAUGAGAGAGCUCAACCCAUCUGAUGUCGAUAAGAUAAUUGCAAUCAAGGGACUUGUGAUCCGAACCACCCCUAUUAUCCCCGAUAUGAAGGACGCAUUUUUCCGAUGCCACGUCUGCAACCAUACAAUCCAGGUCGAAAUUGACCGUGGCAAGAUCGCUGAGCCCACAAAGUGCCCUCGUCCAAUCUGCCAGUCUCAAAAUUCGAUGCAGAUCGUACAUAAUCGUUCUGGGUUUAUGGAUAAGCAAGUCAUCAAGCUACAAGAGACUCCGGAUUCGGUCCCCGCAGGCCAGACCCCCCACUCUGUUUCCAUGUGCGCAUAUGACGAGUUGGUGGAUCUGUGCAAGGCCGGUGAUCGCGUCGAGAUCACGGGCAUUUUCAGGGCCAGUCCAGUUCGGGUAAAUCCUACACAGCGAACGCUCAAGAGCACCUUCAAGACCUACAUUGAUGUUCUUCAUAUCCAAAAGGUCGACAAGAAGCGGAUGGGUAUCGAUGUUUCUACUCUUGAUGAAGAAAUUUCGGAGCAGGUUGCAGGCGACAUCGAGCAGACUCGAAGGGUCAGUGAAGAGGAGGAAGAGAAGAUAAGGGCCACUGCCGCGAGACCUGAUAUCUACGAUAUCUUGUCCCGAUCACUUGCUCCCAGUAUUUACGAGAUGGACGACGUCAAGAAGGGCAUUCUCUUGCAACUAUUCGGCGGUACCAAUAAGUCCUUCGAGAAGGGCGGAAGCCCAAAAUACAGAGGAGACAUUAACAUCCUUCUCUGUGGUGAUCCAUCUACCGCCAAGUCCCAAAUCUUGCAGUACGUUCACAAGAUCGCUCCACGAGGUGUCUACACGAGUGGAAAGGGUUCCUCAGCGGUCGGUUUGACGGCAUACGUUACCCGAGACCCCGAAACUCGCCAAUUGGUUCUCGAAUCAGGUGCUUUGGUCCUUUCGGAUGGAGGUGUCUGCUGUAUCGAUGAGUUCGAUAAGAUGUCCGAUGCUACAAGAUCGGUUCUUCACGAAGUCAUGGAGCAGCAGACCGUCUCGAUCGCCAAGGCUGGUAUCAUCACCACUCUGAAUGCUAGAACCAGUAUUCUCGCCUCCGCAAAUCCAAUUGGCAGCAAAUACAACCCAAACCUGCCAGUUCCCCAGAACAUAGAUUUACCGCCAACCUUGCUUUCACGUUUUGAUCUUGUCUUCUUAAUUUUGGAUCGUAUAGAUGAGACUGCCGAUCGUCGAUUGGCGAGACAUUUGCUCGGUAUGUACUUGGACGAUAAGCCGCAGAGUGCUGCCAGUGGAAUGGAGAUUUUGCCUAUCGAGUUCCUCACUUCUUAUAUCUCUUAUGCUCGUACGAAGUGUCAACCACGCAUCAGCGCCGAGGCCUCCGAGGAGCUCGUCAAUGCUUACGUCGAAAUGCGCAAACUCGGCGAGGAUGUCCGUGCCGCAGAACGCCGUAUCACGGCGACCACCCGUCAACUCGAGUCGAUGAUCCGUCUCGCCGAGGCCCAUGCAAAGAUGAGACUUGCUGAGAUUGUCACUCGCGAUGAUGUCAAGGAAGCUGUUCGCUUGAUCAAGAGUGCCCUGAAGCAAUCUGCUACGGACGCACGCACUGGUCUCAUCGACAUGAGCUUGCUCUCAGAGGGCACCAGCGCGAGUGAGCGAAGAAGAAAGGCGGAUCUGAAGACGGCGGUCUUGGCACUAUUGGAUGACAUGACCAGACAAGGCCAGCCUGCACGAUACAGCGAGGUUGUAAAGCAGAUGGGCGAUCAAAGCAGUGUGCAAAUCGAUACUGCUGAAUUCGCAGAAACUAUUCGUGCGCUGGAACAGGAAGGAAGUAUUAUGGUUACUGGGGAAGGGGCGAGGAAGGCCAUCCGAAGGGUGACUGGUGUUGCAUAA